Eriocheir sinensis (Chinese mitten crab) is the source of this 2857-nucleotide messenger RNA. RefSeq names its product tachykinin-like peptides receptor 86C. Gene Ontology annotation, cellular component: plasma membrane. Bases 679 to 2736 code for a protein of 685 amino acids. Gene Ontology annotation, biological process: G protein-coupled receptor signaling pathway. Gene Ontology annotation, molecular function: tachykinin receptor activity. The record is from RefSeq and is a predicted model, not a curated record. The transcript is spliced from 9 exons. Lineage: Eukaryota; Metazoa; Arthropoda; Malacostraca; Decapoda; Varunidae.
GUCAACGAUUAAACGAGUAGAUUAGACUCCACACGACAGCCUGCAUGGCCUGGGUGGGUCCGUGGCUGACUGGCGCGGCUGAGGCACUGCGGGGCGAGGGGAGCCACGCAUCCGACGAGCCAGGUCAGCGAGGUCAAUGACUGGCUUAGUCGUGGGGAGGGAUAGGGAGUGAGAGGUUCCGUCGGAGGGUCCAGCAGCGGGCAGAGCCAUACAGUGACUUCAGGAGAGACGAGACCGAAGCAGGCGCUCCUGUGCACCGCGCCUCCCGUAUGGCGGCGCGCGCGGGGCCGUGGGCGGGCCGAGGUGUGAGGCGGUUCAGUCCUGCGGCAGGAGCCCACCAGGGAAUGCCUCGGCCGCCGCCCAGUGCACCGCGCCGCCUCGCCUCCUCCACCAGCCGCCAGCGCGAGUGACGGGCGUCGCGUCGCGGGCGGCACACACACGCCGCGGAAGAUGCAGCUCGCACGCCGGGCCGGAACGGUACGCGAGGUUGUUGUGAGGCAGACGCGAGGCGGAGAGUUUACAGUAGCUGAGGAAAGUUUCGUGGUGGUGAUGUAAAGUUGCUCCAGUAGGAAUAUACACGUGUAGAGUUUUGUAAAAUGUGACGCAAGAGACAAUCCAAAGUUUUCAACGCGCUGUAGUUAGUCUGUCGGUCAAAACAACUCUUCCGGUGUUUUCGUGAUGGAGGAGAAGGAGAAGGACAAAGGCGCGGGGGCGGAGGGGGGCGGGGCAGGGGGCGGCUGGCCGGCCCUACUGUUCGAGUGUGUCCUACAGGUGUGGCAGGACCUCAACGCCACCGCUGACCUCCCCGCGACCAUCAACGCCUCGCACAACAUUUUCUUCGAGGACGACUUCUACGUGCGGCUCCUGAACCUCUCGGAGUAUGGGGAGCUGAACGACACGGCUUGGGACGCUGGCAGCAGGGACAGGCUGGCGCAGUGCCUCGAGCCGCCCCCAGCAGACCGGCCCUACCUGCUCCCCUGGUGGCAGCAGCUCACCUGGACCCUCGCGUUCGGUGCCAUGCUGCUCGUGGCCGUCGGGGGCAACGCCAUCGUCAUGUGGAUCGUGAUUGCUCACCGGCGAAUGCGCACCGUUACCAACUACUUCCUGGUGAACUUGAGCGCCGCCGACCUGCUCAUGGCGGUCUUCAACUGUAUCUUCAACUUCAUCUAUAUGCUACACAGCGACUGGCCGUUCGGCGCCGUCUACUGCACCAUUAGCAAUUUUAUGGCGAACGUGACCAUCGCCGCCAGUGUCUUCACGCUCAUGGCCAUCUCCUUCGACAGGUACAUAGCUAUCGUGCGGCCGCUCAAGCCCCGGAUGUCGAAGAGUGAGGCGAGGCACUUCAUUUUCUUCAUCUGGCUGUCCUCAAUGAGUCUAGCAGUCCCAUGUCUCCUCUACUCUACCACUGUGUCCAUAAGAUACAAAAACGACGAGAUAAGAAGAGGGUGUUUCCUGCUGUGGCCAGACGGGAAGACAAGCAUAUCCUACCGGGAGUAUGUGUAUAACAUAGUGUUCUUCGCCACCACCUACGUGCUGCCCAUGCUGGUGAUGCUCAUAAGCUACACUCUCAUCGGCUGUGAGCUCUGGGGCAGCCACUCUAUCGGGGAGCUCACGGACAGACAAGUCAGCUCCAUCAAGUCCAAGAGAAGAGUGGUUCGUAUGUUCAUCGUGAUCGUGGUGGUGUUCAUGCUGUGCUGGCUCCCGCAACAGGGCUUCUUCCUCUACCAGUACCACAACAGCCAAGUCCUGGACAGCGCGCACAUCCAGCACAUCUAUCUCGGGUUCUACUGGCUCGCCAUGGCCAACGCGAUGGUCAACCCGAUUAUCUACUACUGGAUGAACGCUAGGUUCCGAUCCUACUUCCGCGAGGUGGUGCUGCAGUGUGUGACGGGUCGCUGCUGCUGCUGCUGCGCGAAGACCUCCACUUAUCUAGACUCCCCCCACCUGGCGCGCCGCCGCCACGACAGCAUUGAACACACGUCCCGCAGCAGAUCAGCAGCGGGUGGAGUGACCCCGCGCUUCUGCGGCAAGGCGGGCGGCAAUCAGCACCACGACAACUUCUUCAUCCGGGGCCUGGGCUGUGCCAAGCCCCUGGACGGCGGCUACUGCCCGGCGCACCUCAAGGGCCAGACGGAGUGGCACCAGAUGCGGUACUUGACGGACAAGGGCCACCUCACCUUCCAGAAGGCCGCGGACCCGCUCUACGCCCACAACAUCAACGGCGUCAGGAAGCCGCUCAACGACGACCCUCUGCAUGCCACGACAGGGUGCGGCGACGACUCCUGGACGCCGUCAGACCCGUCGCUGCCCCAUCGCCAAUCCGAGAAGCCCGACGACCUGGUCCUGGUGCCAGUCCUCGUCAGCCCGCCGCUCUGCCUGCCCACCCACGCGUCGGUCCUCGCCCUCAACCACAAGGAGAAGGAGAGCCUCGACCAGCCCAGCAAACCCCCGCCCGAAGACGGAGGCGUCGAAAUGAAGAGUUUUCCUCAGGGGAACAACCACGUUGCUCCCCGCGUCUUGCUCAGUACCGAUUCAGACCCCGAGAAGGCCCUGGCCAAGCCGUGUCCCGCGGGCCAGGGCCACAACCACAAGCCAGCGGGACUCGUCCACCUCGCCAUUGAGGAGACGCUCAAGGCCGCGGUGCUCCAGUCAGGCUCCGGCGACCACAACGGCCUCGACGCCUCCCACAAGAAGGCUGAGGACAGCAUGAAGGUGUCCAAGGAAUUUAUGUUGUGAUCCCUGACGCCCCGAGCCACGCCCCCCGCGGCGGCAACUCCAGCAGGAGCUGCGUCCUUCACUCCGUGUUGUUCUUUGUUCUUCAUCACCGUGUGCUUCAUCAAUAAAACAGUGUCAAGAA